Molecule: messenger RNA, 1404 nt
Organism: Colletotrichum chrysophilum
Lineage: Eukaryota; Fungi; Ascomycota; Sordariomycetes; Glomerellales; Glomerellaceae
Exons: 3
Coding region: 1-1404 (467 amino acids)
Molecular function (GO): protein binding
Source: RefSeq, a predicted model, not a curated record
AUGUCGCUAUUCGGAAACUUCGACGUCGCGAAGCUGGCCUCCCAGCUAGGCGGCUUCACCAUCCCCGACGAUCCCGAGAUCCAGCACGAAUACGGAUCAAAGGACUUUGGCUACAGCAACCACGGCUCCCACCCCGGCGGCUACGACGGCCAGCCCCCCUCAGGCUACGCCGGCGGCCCCCAGAACGGCGCCGACGAGUACAAGCGCGAGCACCCCGACGCUUUCGGCACCGCCGACCCAGAGCGCUCCGCCGCCGCUUCCUACGGCGCAGGCGCGUUCUCUGCCGCCGCAGCCGGGACCUACGGCGCCCAGGCCCCUUAUCCCACGGACUCGCCACGCCCGGAACACCGCUACGGCGACCAGCAGAGCCCCUACCCCUCAGAGUCCCCGCGCCCCGAGCACCGUCCGUACGGUGAGAGCGCGAGCCCGUACCGCCCGCCGCCGCCCGAGCACGGCGAUGAACGCCCGCCCUCGCCGCGUCUGCCGGAGGGCUGGGCCAAGAGGUUCGAUGAGCGGAGCGGGCGGUGGUACUAUGUCAGCCCGAACAACUCGACGCAGUGGGAGCCGCCUGCGCCGCUCUCGCCCGUCGUGUCGCCGCCGCCGCCGGAGCCGAGGUACGAGGAUCGGUAUGCGGGAGGAGGGCACUCGCCGCGUCCAGGGUACGGUGGACACUCGCCUCAGCCGGGGUAUGGCGGGCACUCGCCGGCAGAGUACGCUGCCGGUGCGGCUGCGGCGGGCGCGGUUGCGGGUGCUGCUGCGGGAUACUACGCGGGACAUGGCUACGAGCAGAGCCAGCCUCAUCAGCAGCCGCAGUAUCAUGACCCGAACCGGUCGUAUGGUCAGCCGGGAUACGGCCAGCCUCAGGGAUCGCCUUAUGGACAACCUCAGGGAUCUCCGUACGGACAGCCUCACGCGUCGCCGUUUGGUCAGCCUUCAGGAUCCCCGUACGGUGGCGGAUCGCCGUAUGGACAACCGCAAGCUUCGCCGUACGGUCAGCCUCAGCAGCAGGCGUAUGGACACCCGUACGGUCAGCAGUACGAGCAGGGCAGCGAGGAAAAGAAGAAGAAGAAGAGUAGUAGCAGCAACAUGCUGCUCGGCGUAGCCGGUGGUCUUGCUGUUGGCGCCAUCGGAGGAGCCCUGAUUGCGAACGCUCUGGAUUCCGACUCUGAUGAAGAGCGCCACCAAGAGCGAUACGAGAGGGGAAGCGACUCUGGAUCCGAGCACCGCUACCGCGAGUAUGAGCGUGACGAGAGUGACCGGGAGUCGUUGCGGGAGGCCAGGAGGGAGUACGAGGAGGAGCUGGCCAGCGCGAGGGGGUCGAGCUGCAGCAGCAGCGAUCGCGAGUCGUUGCGAGAGGCGAGGGAGGAGUAUGAGGAGGAGUUGCAUGAUUACUACGACGACUGA